AUGCCUGGAGGAGCAGUUGUUCAUGGCACAACGGAUACGUCCCGUAUCGAGGCGCCAGUAACUGCUAAGGCAUACUUCAUGUGUGCUUUUGCAGCAUUUGGUGGUAUUUUCUUUGGAUAUGAUACAGGUUGGAUGUCUGGCGUUUUGGCAAUGCCUUAUUUCAUUACUCAAUAUACUGGAUUACCCAAACCUCCUGCGGAUGCCCCCAAGGCAACUUUGGACGCAUUCGCCAUCUCUGCUAGCAACCAAUCUUUGACAACUUCUAUCCUUUCUUGUGGUACUUUCUUUGGGGCUCUUAUCGCCGGUGACGUGGCCGAUACAAUUGGACGUCGGUUGACGAUAAUUACUGGUUGUGCAGUCUUCUGCGUCGGAUGUAUCAUGGAAACUGCCUCCACUGGUCUUGGGCUUAUGGUUGCAGGUCGUCUAAUUGCUGGUGCUGGUGUUGGAUUCAUUUCUGCGAUCAUCAUCUUGUACAUGUCAGAAAUUGCUCCGAAAAAAGUACGUGGUGCUCUGGUCUCAGGGUAUCAAUUCUGUAUAACGAUCGGAAUCUUACUUGCCAAUUGCGUUGUCUACGCUACACAAGAUCGCACUGAUACUGGCUCCUACCGAAUCCCAAUUGCACUUCAGUUCUUAUGGGCAAUUGUCUUGGCAGGUGGAUUGUUCAUCCUUCCCGAAUCACCACGUUACUAUGUUAAGAAAGGCCGUCUUGAAGAUGCUGCCAAGGCUCUAUCCAAUGUUCGUGGUCAACCAAUUGAGUCGGAAUAUAUUCAAGACGAACUUGCGGAAAUUAUCGCAAACAAUGAAUACGAACUCUCGGUCGUGCCACAAACGUCCUACAUUUCUCAAUGGACUAAUUGUUUCAAAGGAUCCAUGUUCGAUGGGUCCAGUAACGUUCGAAGAACAUUUACUGGUAUCAUGCUCCAAUGUAUGCAACAAUUCACUGGUAUUAACUUCAUCUUUUACUUCGGAAAUGUCUUCUUCAAAUCUCUCGGGACGAUCAAGAAUCCCUUCUUGAUCUCCCUAAUCACUUCCUUGGUAAACAUGUUGACUACCCCUCUUGCAUUCUGGACUGUCGAACGUUUUGGUCGUCGUACCAUACUUCUCAUUGGUGCUUCCUGCAUGAUCACUUUCCAAUUCCUAGUUGGUAUCAUUGGUGUGACCGCCGGCGAAGCCGACAGGCAUAACAACUCGGCUGUAUCAGCUAUGAUCGCUUUCAUUUGUCUCAAUAUCGCCGCCUUCGCCACAACCUGGGGCCCAGCCGCCUGGGUCGUCGUAGGAGAAAUCUUCCCCCUCCCCAUCCGCUCCCGCGGCGUCGGUCUCUCGACCGCCUCCAACUGGUUCUGGAACUGCAUUAUCGGAGUCAUCACUCCAUAUCUCGUCGGCACGCAAAAAGGCGAUGCGAAUCUAGGCGCUAAGGUCUUUUUUAUGUGGGGUUCGCUUUGUGUCUUGAGUUUGCUGUUUGCGUAUUUCUUUGUUUCUGAAACGAAGGGGUUGAGUUUGGAACAGGUGGAUAGGAUGUUAGAGGAGACGACCCCGAGAACGAGUGCAAAGUGGGUGCCGCAUAGUACGUUUGCGGCGGAGAUGGGCUUGACGGGCGAGGAGAAGGUGGGGCGUGCUCAUGGUCGUGGUCAUGCGGGGGCUGGGGAGAAGGGGAAUGUGGUAGAUAAUGUGGCGCAGAAGGAGGUUAAUAGUGAGGUUGUUUGA
Molecule: messenger RNA, 1704 nt
Organism: Sclerotinia sclerotiorum 1980 UF-70
Lineage: Eukaryota; Fungi; Ascomycota; Leotiomycetes; Helotiales; Sclerotiniaceae
Exons: 9
Coding region: 1-1704 (567 amino acids)
Biological process (GO): transmembrane transport; carbohydrate transport
Cellular component (GO): membrane
Molecular function (GO): carbohydrate:proton symporter activity
Source: RefSeq, a predicted model, not a curated record